This is a messenger RNA of Mycotypha africana, 1194 nucleotides long. RefSeq lists its product as uncharacterized. The coding region runs from base 1 to 1194 and encodes 397 amino acids. The transcript has 2 exons. The record is from RefSeq and is a predicted model, not a curated record. Lineage: Eukaryota; Fungi; Mucoromycota; Mucoromycetes; Mucorales; Mycotyphaceae.
AUGUCUCAUCACAUGAACGCUAUCUUGAUUACCAAUGUUGACUCUCUUCUUGGCUAUGCUCUGGCCUACCGUUUCCUCGAGGAAUGGAACCGACGCAGUAGUGUCAAUGAAGAAUUCCGAGAAAAGACUGAAUUCCGUUUACUAUGCCGUGAACGUCAAGGCAUGGAAGAAUUGGAGCGUAUGGGUGCUAAAGUGAUGGAAAUUCCCAACUAUAACGAUCCCGACAUCCUUAAAGCAGCCUUACGUGGCGUCUCCUACAUGAUGCUCUUGCCAGAAAACGACUCAAUGGCGUAUAUGGCCGGUAAAAUGAUGAUGGAACAAGCCAAAAAGGAGAAAGUGGAUUACGUUGCUUUGUUUUCUUAUCAAGGCAUUGAUCACGUUGAAAAGCACAAGCAUCAUUAUUCAAGCCUUUAUCCUUUCUAUCAGCUCGAGCAAGAAUUACGAAGCGUCUUUGGCAAGGACAACUGUUGUAUUUUCCGUUCCGGCAUGUGGCAUCAAUUUUUCUACUAUUUUGGCCCCAUGAUCUCUGAUAAAAAUAAGGUGCAACUUCCUAUCCGCAAAGACUGCCGAUGGACCUCCAUUGAUCUAGGUGAUUUGGUGGAUGCUGUUUAUAACUUGUCGGUUGGUGAAAAAGGCUCUGAACAACGACGUCAAGCCGGAAACCAUGCAAAUCUUGCUCAAUCCAUCGUUGCUAACUUGCGAAAGAAAAAUCAACUAUUAUUUUGCUUCACGGGUGAAGAAACAAUAUCACCUCAUCAACUGACUCGAUCCAUGGAAAAGAGUCUACAAUUGGGGCACCCCUUAAAGUUUGAAGAAAUCGAUGCUGCUACCUUGCAAAAGUACCUUAAAGAAAUUCAUAACGAUAAUCGCUUCAGAGCUAGACCCGGAAUGUCAGAUAAAGAGUUCCUGCAACUCUUUGUCGAUGAAGCAGAGCAACAGCAACGUAGCAGCCAAGUCGGUGCUAGUAUCAGCGAUAGUGAAUCUAGAUCGUCUCAUCAAAGUCACUAUACUUUCCCUCUGGGUCGUUACUUGAAUGAUAAUGUCAUUUAUGGAUUGCUAGAAUUUUGGCGUCUGGCUGAUGCUGGGCACACCGAAGAAACGACCUCAGAUUUGCAAAAGGCUCUGGGACGUCAUCCUCGCCAUUUGGAAGAUUUCUUUGAACAUAAUCGUGACCAGUUCCGUCGUCUCCGUUGA